This is a messenger RNA of Chara braunii, 1849 nucleotides long. The record is from the annotation of a GenBank genome assembly. NCBI's taxonomy places the organism in Eukaryota, Viridiplantae, Streptophyta, Charophyceae, Charales, Characeae.
GAGUCCCACGGAUGCAUGUGUGUGGCCGCGUUCUAUAACUAUUAUAAGCAAAAUCAGGAGGAGGGUAUGUAUCUAGUUUAUGUCUCUGCCGCAGGUGAGCUGGUGAAAAUGCCGCAGGAGAUAGAGGGAGUAGUUGCCAAGUACCCUGAUCUAUUUGAAGAGCCGACAGGGGUUGUAGAGAGGGAGGUCGUCCAUGCAAUAGAGAUUAUCCCAGGGUCUAGUGUCCCGAAGGGUAGGAUCUAUCGGAUGUCUCCAGGCGAGCUCGAUGAGCGUCACCGACAACUCAAGGAACUCAUAGAGAAGGGUUGGAUCCGACCGAGUGUCUCUUCUUAUGGGUCUCCAGUACUAUUCGCACCUAAGAAGAAGGGGGGAACACUUGAGAUGUGCAUUGACUAUAGGGGCCUCAAUGCCAUCACUGUUAAGAACAGAGAGCCCCUACCGCGUAUCGACGAUUUGCUAGAUAGAGUGCAAGGGUGUCGGUACUUCAGUAAAAUAGAUCUGAAGUCCGGGUACCAUCAGAUUGCAAUCCGGCCCGAGGAUCRACACAAAACCGCCUUUYAGACCAGGUACGRUCUGUACGAGUUUGUGGUGAUGCCUUUCGGCCUUUGCAAUGCUCCUGGCACCUUUCAGCACCCUAUGAAUCGGAUAUUCCAUGACUACUUGGAUAAGUUUGUCAUCGUGUACCUCGAUGACGUACUUAUUUUUAGUAAGACUGUCGAGGAGCACGUUGCACAUCUGGACAAAGUCCUCAGUCUCCUGCGACAACACAAGUUCAAGAUCAACGGUGAGAAGUGCGAGUUUGGCCGCACCCAUGUCUUGUACUUGGGUCAUGAGAUUUCCGCGGAAGGGUUGAAGCCCGAUGAUGCAAAGGUGGCCAGCAUUCGUGACUGGCCUCGUCCUCAGUCUGUGACUGAGAUGAGAUCUUUCUUAGGGAUGACCGGCUACUAUCGCAAUUUCGUGCAGAACUAUAGCAUAGUUGCCGCCCCUUUGACUGAUUUGACCCGCCUUGACACCCCAUGGGAGUGGAUUGAGAGAUGCGAGGCUGCGUUCAGACAUCUGAAGCAUGUGUUGACGCAUUACGAAGUCUUGAAACUUCCUGAUCCUGAUAAGCCAUUUAUAGUAACUACGGAUGCUAGCCAAUUUGGCAUAGGCGUCGUACUUGCCCAACAGGAGGGGAAAAAGUUGAGGCCUGUCGAGUACAUGUCCAAAAAGAUGCCGUCUCAGAAGUUGGCAAAGUCCACCUAUGAGAAGGAACUCUAUGAGGUGUACAAGGCUCUGACCCAUUGGAGACACUAUCUCCUUGGGAGGUUCUUCAUCCUCAGGACUGAUCAUCAGACCCUGAGAUGGAUGAGAACUCAGCUGGUACUCUCUGACGCUCUCAAGCGUUGGAUCGAAGUCAUAGAGCAGUAUGACUUCGAGUCCCAAUACAUCAAGGGCGAGUACAACAAGGUUGUUGAUGCCUUGUCGCGUAGACCCGAUUUCUCAGGUGCGCUGAUCACUGAGUUUGGGCUUGCGAACAAUGUUACUCAGUCCAUGGUGGAAGCCUAUCGCGAGGACCCGUUCAUGUCUGAGAUCAUCCGCAGACUCGAGGCGAAGGACAAAAUGACUUCUGCCGAGUUUGAGUUGGCUAAYGGCUUGCUGUUCCUUGAGAAGGCUAGGAAUAAACGUUUGUGUGUUCCUAAUAGGGAGUCUUUGCGUAGUUUAUUUUUAGGAGAAUGUCAUGAUGUCACCAGACAUUUUGGCUUUAAGAAGACUGCAGCCAAUCUGUUGCAGCGGUUCUAGUGGCCCACGAUGAUGAGAGAUGCGAAGCUGUACGUGGAGACUUGUCAGGUCUGUCAGUGGGACAAGC